AUGCCUCCAAAGUCUACAGCAUAUUUCCUGUUGGCCCUGGGCGUGGCUGCCCUCGUGCAAGGGCAAGGGCCCCCGGAUGGGGUGAGGGCCGCCUUGGCGAGACUACCCACGUGCACGACAACAUGCGGAGAGCCAGUCAGGGAUGUUGGGCGCUUUAUUUUCAUCGAGGAAUUCACCCUUUUGGCAAUUUCCAGCAUCGCCAUCAUCCUGAGGUUGAUCUUCAAAGCUUUCGACAAAAGCCCGGACAUGUCCUCGAUCGGGAUGGACGAUGUUUGCAUUUUCGCGGCAUACGCAAUCCUAGUACCAAAAACCUACAUCUGCGGUGAGCUCAUCGUCAACACCGGACUAGGUCGAGACGUGUGGACGCUUGAUAUCGUCCAACUGACGAAAAAUUCAUACUAUUGGUACAUUGUGACGCCCAUGUACUUUGCCGCGAGCACCCUGGUCAAAUCCUCGCUGCUCUUCUUCUUCAUGCGCAUAUUCACCGAGCCUGGCGGCCACCACACACGGCUUGCGAACCGGUGGGACCUACGGCGCGCGCUCGUCUUCACCCUGGCCACGACGCUGGUCACCGGGCUGGCCUUUGUCGUCGUGAGCGUGUUUCAGUGCGCGCCCAUCAGCUACUACUGGACGCGCGUCGACGGCCUGCACACCGGCAAGUGCUUCAAGAUUGGCGACUUUAUCUGGGCCAACGCCAUCAUAGGCAUCGUGAUCGAUUUCUGGAUGCUGUAUCUCCCGUUGUCGCAGGUUCGACGCUUAAACAUGUCGAGGUCCAAGAAGUUUAGCGUCGUUUUCAGCAUCAUCCGGCUCCACAGCCUAGUCACCUCCUCGCGCGACAACUCGACCUGGGACGCGGUGGGCGUCAUGGUCUGGUCCUCGCUGGAGCUGCACACCGGCGUCGUAUGCGCCUGCAUGCCCGCCUUGCGCGCCGUCCUGUUCCGCACCAUUCCCGCCACGGCCCGUCGCGUCAUGAACCGCCAGUCCGUAGAGCUGGAGUCACAGGAGACUCGUUCGCAGCUGAGCGACAACAGUCAAGUCGGCAAGGCCGCUGCGUGGACCCCCGGGGGAAGCUCCAGUAAGGACGAGGAUCGAGGGACGUGGUCUGGUCCCGGCGACUGCGAGACACCUGAUGGGUCUUAUAGUCAGUCGGUGCUUUGCGGUGCGUCGUGGGAAGAGACUGCCGGUCGUGGAGGCGCAGCUGCUGGUGUAGUUGGCAUUGCGUAUCAACCCACGCCGCCACUGCCACGAUAG
Molecule: messenger RNA, 1251 nt
Organism: Pyricularia pennisetigena
Lineage: Eukaryota; Fungi; Ascomycota; Sordariomycetes; Magnaporthales; Pyriculariaceae
Exons: 4
Coding region: 1-1251 (416 amino acids)
Source: RefSeq, a predicted model, not a curated record